UUUAUUACGUGUAAAAGACUUAAGAAAUUGAGGGAGUGAGUCCUAUCUAACACACUAUAAAUUACCUCUAGAUAUAAAUUAAAUAAAAUUAAAAUGAAAAAAAAGAAUAAAAUCUAAUUCACAGUUGGUGAACUAUUCUUGAAUGGUGGGAGCCCAUUUUAGCUAAACUGGGGGCCCUACUCAAAGCUAAUCCUCCUGUUCUAUGUUAAAUACGACUGGACCACAAAGCUCAUGCAAUCACUUCCAAUUGUUGUUCUUGGCAAUGUCUUCAGUCGUACUGAAUAAAGAAACGAGAGAUUCAGUGAUCUUGAAACCAACAAGUAAAAUAAUCAACAUCGGCUCUACCCAAUAAUUGAAGCUUCCUACAUUUACCUUAAACUGACCAUCAACAAGAGCGGAGAUUAUAUCCUGUUUUUAUCUGGUUUGGUACAUCUGAUUGCUGAUAUGGAUAAUACUACUACUACUACUACUACAGUUCAAUGUCUACACCCUUUAGGCCAUUCUAAAAUUCUUCAUCUCGUGAGGCAUGCACAAGGAACUCACAAUGUAGCUGGAGAGAAGGAUCAUGAUGCAUUGUUUUCUCCUGAAUUUUUUGAUGCACAGCUCUCCCCUUUAGGCUUGCAGCAGGUUGUCAAUCUUCGGAACCGUAUUCAGGAUUCUGGAUUGCUUAAGAAAAUCGAUUUAGUCAUCACUUCCCCUUUGUCAAGGGCUAUGCAAACAGCAAUUGAAGUCUUUGGUCAUGAAAAAUCAGGUCUCAAGUGCCCUCCGAUUACAGCAGUUGAACUUUGCCGUGAACGUUUUGGAGCUCAUCCAUGUGAUAAGAGGAGAACCAUUAUCGAGGCUCAGUCUCUUUUCCCUCAAAUUGAUUUUUCAUUGAUAGAAAGUGAUGAAGAUAAUUUGUGGAAAGCUGAUGUUAGGGAGCCUGAUGAAGAAGUAGCUGCUAGGGGAUUAAAGUUUAUGAGCUGGUUGAAGACCCGCCAAGAGGUGGAAAUUGCAAUUGUUACUCACAAUAGGUUCCUGCAGCAUACAUUAAAUGCUUUAACAAUUGAUUCUCAUCCAUCAGUCAAAACUGAAAUAUGCAAAGAAUUUGGAAAUUGUGAGCUUCGCUCAAUGGUCUUGGUUGAUAAAAGGAUAGCAGAUUCCUCAGCAACUGAUGAUCUUGGAGAAAGUUCUUGAGGCAUGAUCUCCCAGCUGGCUCUGCAGGAAAACUUCUAGCAGAGGAUUUUUAUAGUCGAUUGUUCUCCUUGAUAAUUGCUGGUGAAUUUAUAUACUAAAUAAUUCCUGCUUUCUAUCGUUUGAAGCAUCUUGUUGCUCAUAAGAUAAAUAAUGCUAAAACAGCGGUUCUUUUCAAACAAAUAAUGUCAUCAAAUUGCAGGCUUUAUUUUUAUUUUUA
This is a messenger RNA of Ricinus communis (castor bean), 1393 nucleotides long. RefSeq names its product phosphoglycerate mutase-like protein 1. Gene Ontology annotation, cellular component: cytoplasm. Gene Ontology annotation, molecular function: phosphatase activity. Bases 445 to 1176 code for a protein of 243 amino acids. Lineage: Eukaryota; Viridiplantae; Streptophyta; Magnoliopsida; Malpighiales; Euphorbiaceae. The record is from RefSeq and is a predicted model, not a curated record. The transcript has 10 exons.